AUGACCAGUGCUGACUUGUCUUCUUUAUCUGUUUGUGAGAACAUCAGACUUUCUUCUUUUGCACAAUAUCAUGCCCUUCUCUUCCUCAGUGUCAAAUACCAUUAUUCCUCCACUUUUUCCAUCAAUGAUUUCAAAAAAAAAAUUCCAUCUUCAUAUUCUUUCUUUUCCUCAUCACUAUUUUCUUUCCAUAUAUAUUUCUUUUUUAUGCUUUUUUUCUCCAUGGACUUUGAUCUAUUUCAAUCACUUCUUAAUUUCUCUUUCUUCCUCUACUUAUUACCUUUUUUCUUUCAUUUAAUUUCUCAAUCUUAUCCUCCAUUUCUUCCAAAAUUUAUCCUUUUCUUUUCUUCUUCUACUCAUUUUUUUCUUUCAUUUUACUUAUUUAUUGACCAUAUCUACAUUUCCAUCCAAAUAUUACUUUUUUCUUUUCCUCCUUACUCUUUUUUUCCUCUACUUAUUCAUUUUUCUUUCUUACUUAUUUCUCAAUCUUAUCCUCCUUUCCAUCUUAACAUUAUUCUUUCCUCCUCUUUCAUACUCCUUCUUUCCUCUACUCAUUCUUUUUCCUUCCUAACUUUAUUCUUUGCUUUUCCUCCCUUCUCUUUCUUCUUUCUUCCUUCUCUCACCUUGUUUUGUUUCUUUUUCAUCAUGGUACUCUUUAAAAACUUUUUCUUGACCAUUUAUUUUUCUGCCUAUUUUAAAAAUUAUUUUGCUGCAAAGAAAAUUCCUCAUAUCCUCGAUGUCUCCAAGUUCAUGAGAAUUUGA
Messenger RNA from Acanthosepion pharaonis, 759 nucleotides. Lineage: Eukaryota; Metazoa; Mollusca; Cephalopoda; Sepiida; Sepiidae. The record is from the annotation of a GenBank genome assembly.